CUUCCCUUUUUGUUUUCUUUCUUAUUGUUUGCUCUGAUGGUUUCUGGAAACCAUGAAACCGAAAGAAAUGCGAGUGCAACGAUGAUUGUUGGUGAAAAGGGUAGAAUAGGGGCCAUUGUAGAUGUGAGUUCCAGGAUUGGUAAGGAAGAGAUUUUAGCUAUGCACAUGGCUAUAGAGGAUUUUAACUCCUUGAGCAAUCAAAAUUUCAGUCUUGUCAUUAGAGAUACCAGAAAUGACCCCAAUCUGGCAGCUCUUGCAGCUAAAGAUCUCAUAAGUGUACAACGAGUUCAGGCUCUAAUAGGGCCACAAACUUGGGAAAUGGCAUCCGUAGUUGCUGAGGUUGGAAGUGAGAAUCAGAUUCCGGUACUAGCAUUAGCUAAUGAAAUACCAAAAUGGGCAACCGACAGGUCCAAAUUUUUGGUCCAGGCUUCUCCUUCUCAGUUAAAUCAAAUGAGGGCUAUAGCUGGUAUUGUCAGUUCAGGGGACUGGCAUCUAGUCAAUGUUAUAUAUGAAGAUAGUGAUUUCUCAACCACUGGAGUAUUUCUUUAUCUUGUACAUGCUCUCAAAGAUGUAGGAGCUGAAGUUAGUCAAUUUGUCGGUCUCUCACAGUUUCAUUCUGACUUAUUUUCUAAAGAUCUGGAAAAGCUAAGAAGAGGGUCAAGCAGAAUUUUUGUAGUUCAUAUGUCUUUCAAGUUGGCACUCCGUCUGUUUGAGAUAGCAAACGAGAUGGGAAUGAUGGGAAAGGACUAUGUAUGGAUCACCACUGAUUCUUUCACAAGCCUUGCACAUUCUUUCAAUGUUUCUAUCAACUCUUUACUACAAGGAGUUGUUGGAGUCAAGAGCUACAUCUCAGAAAGAAAUCCUCCAUAUCGUGAAUUUUAUCUUCGAUUUUGUCAAAGGUUUAGAUUAGAGCAUUUUGAUGAGCACAACAACGAGCCCGGUAUUUUUGCAGUGCAGGCAUAUGAUGCUGCAACGACAGCAGCUUUGGCAAUGAGUGAAAUCCAAGAAAAGGGUAAUGACUUAUUAGAUAAAAUAAAGCUCACUGACUUUCAAGGACUUGGUGGAAAGAUUCAGUUUAAGGAUAGAAAAUUAGCCCCAGCCGAUACUUUUCAGAUCAUCAAUGUGAUUGGGAGGAGUUAUAGGGACCUAGGCUUCUGGUCGGAUAAAUUUGGCUUCUCGCAAGAUUUGCGGCAAAAUUCAUCUUCUAGCUUGUUGAUGAAGAAACUUGACAACGUGUUUUGGCCAGGUGGAUCUUUGAAAACUCCAAGGGGAUGGGUAGUACCAACAGAAUCCGCCCCUUUGAGAAUUGGGGUGCCAACUAAUUCCAUGUUCAAACAGUAUGUACGUGUGGAAGAAGAUCCUACGGGAAACAAUUUAACCUUCAAUGGACUUGCAAUUGAUCUGUUUAAAGAAAUCUUAGACUACCUUCCGUUUGCUCCACAUGUCUUCUGUCCUUUCAACGACACUUAUAAUGAUUUAGUGAAAGAAAUCUACUUGAAGAAAUUUGAUGCAGCUAUAGGUGACAUAGCAAUAACCGCAGAACGCGUAGAAUACGCAGAAUUUACACAUCCCUACUCUGAAGCAGGACUGGUGAUGAUAGUUCCUACCCGGAAAGACACAAGUAACAAAGCAUUGUUGUUCACAAAGCCCUUUACAGUGACCUUGUGGAUUCUAAUUGCCGUGGUAACUGCCUACAAUGGCUUUGUCGUGUGGUUCAUAGAACGAAAUCACUGUCCUGAACACCAAGGUUCAAUGUUUGAUCAAGCUGGAGCCAUGCUUUGCUCAUCCUUCACCACUCUCUUCUCCUUGCAUGAAGGCAAUAGGCUGCAUAGUAACUUAUCACGAAUGGCUAUGGUGGCCUGGCUAUUUACGGCACUUGUGAUAACUCAGACAUACACUGCCAAUCUUGCUAGCAUGCUCACUGUUCAAAAGUUUGAAGCGUCGAUAUCAAAUAUCGAGACUCUCCAUAAAAUAAAUGCAUCCGUUGGAAAUGGCAGAGGAACCUUUGUCAAGACAUAUUUGGAAGAAGCUUUAGACUUUCCUGCUGAAAAUAUAAAAAGCUACACUACCCCGAACGACCUAGUUGACGCUCUCAGAAACAAGGAAAUAGCAGCUGCAUUUCUUGAAGUCCCUUUUGCAAAAUUAUUCCUUGCUAGAUUUUGCAAUGAAUUCAUGAUUUCUGGACCAACCUACGUUGUCGGAGGAUUUGGAUUUGCAUUUCCAAGAGGCUAUCCGCUGUUACGAGAUGUUGACAAAGCACUGCUUAAGGUAUCUGAAAGUGGGAAGUAUAAAAAGUUGGAGGAAAGCAUGAUUGCUAGUGAGAAAUGUGAGGAUAGGGAUGUAAAAGUUGAAAGUUCAAGCCUUAGCCCCAAUAGCUUCGUUUUACUAUUUGUAUUGAGUGGAGGAGUAUCAACAAUAGCAUUAACAUUGUACACUAUCAGUGCUUAUAAAUCUUAUCUUCAACAGAACGCUAUUUGGGGACUCAUGUUGGCUGUAAUUAAGCGCUGGAGAAAUCACAACAGGGGAUUUUCUGGACGAGUAAGCGACUUGCCACAAACUGAACCCAAGAACUUCCCAAAGGCUGUAGACCUGCAAAUUCAGGUCUAGAAAUUUGCAGAUUUGCAUAGAUGAUUAACAAAUUUGCAUAGAUAGAUGAUAUAUAUAGAAUUAUUUAUUUAUUUUUUUUUUUGAAAGGUUGUAGAAAUCAAUUUUGCACAUUCCAAUGAUAUGUUCUAAUAUCUUUGACAUUUAUGUUAAGUGACUGCUCAUUCUUUCUUCUUUUCCCUUGGAAUUUUAGUUUUUCAUUUGCUUAGAGAAUAAA
Molecule: messenger RNA, 2821 nt
Organism: Cucumis melo (muskmelon)
Lineage: Eukaryota; Viridiplantae; Streptophyta; Magnoliopsida; Cucurbitales; Cucurbitaceae
Product: glutamate receptor 2.8-like
Exons: 5
Coding region: 37-2607 (856 amino acids)
Cellular component (GO): plasma membrane
Molecular function (GO): ligand-gated monoatomic ion channel activity; signaling receptor activity
Source: RefSeq, a predicted model, not a curated record